UUUGUUUUGGUAAAUAUUUUCGGGUAUUAAAUAGGAAUUUUCUGGUUCAUUAUUCUGUAUAAUUAUUAAUUAUUAUUCAUUUUUAUUCAAAACUGUUGCUUUAUUUGAAAUGAUAUCGUACUAGCACAAAACUCUUCAUCAGAUAAAAAAAUCAUGAAGCCCAGUCCUAAGAAAUCAGCUUCAUCUAAAGUAAAGCAACGUAGCAAAUCAUCUAUCGGUUCUUGCUCUUCAUCCUCAUCAUCGGCGGCAAACGCUCUGAACAAUAAUUACAACAACGUUGGAAACAACAUUACUCCGGUGGGGAGUAAUGUGGUACAUCAUCUGCGGUCCACUGCGGUUACCGGCGGAAGCGAUACAAACUCAUCGGGAAACGAUUUGAAUAAUUCGUCCUCAAUCGGAAAAGAAAAAGGUUCGUACAAAUCCUAUGCUGGGUUUAGUUCUCGAUCAGUGCGUACGAUUUGGGAGCAGCAUGAUAAGCAGGAGACAGAGGUGGCCCCGGAUGUUUAUACCAAACUGGCGGAGGACACAACUUACAAACUAUGGGAACUUGCCAACAAUAUUAAAACCUACAGCCGACACUCUAGCGGCCGGGUGACGUACGAUUUGGUUAACGAGGUGCUGAAGGAUUGUGACGUUCCACCAAUUGUGGGAGCCAAUAAUGAACCAUGGGACAAAAUUGAAUACGAUGGCGUAUACUUUUUCAACUCCGAUGAAGUACUGGAUUUACGGGAGGAAUAUAUAAAAGAUGUUACGAUGGAACAGAGCAAUAUACCAGUAUUAACAACUUCCUGGAUGGCUGAGUCGGCUUUAGCAGAGGAUCUAAUCGAAUUGUACAACAACAUUUGCGAUGCCGUAUAUAUAGGUGAUGAACAAAGCUUCGAGGAGGCUAUUAAUAUUCUGUCCACUAAUGCCCAUGUUCCAUCGUUGAUGAAGUUGCUUUUGACCAAAGUCAUCGAAAUGCUAGGAUUUGAGUACACUGAAUGCACAUUGGAACGUUCGUUGCAGUUUCUGGAAGCCUUAGUGCGAAACUACCAUAUUUCUCAUUCGGAUCUUACAUUGGAACUAAGUCUCCUCAGUCAAAUUUUUGUCAAUCUCCUAUUGGGAGCUGCCAGCUUUAUGCAAGAAAAAUAUAUCCCAACUCAGCAGUUAAACAUCGAGUUGCAGUCCCAGUCACAUACCACACAGGUCCAGCAACCUUUGUCAAUUAAUCAUAACGGCACUGAACCUUCACCACAAGACACAAUGGAUCCGCGUCAGUCAGCUGGUGCUUUCGGUCAUUCAUCCGUUCCUAUGACUAUCAUGGAAGGUGGAAUGCCAGGGCCGUCGGAGGAUUCUAAUAACUCGAACUCUAAUGCAACGGAAGAAUUUCUUCGUAGCAUUGAAAAUAUCAAGGAAGGUCCAGAUGGCAUCGACAUCAACAACAUCAAAGAUGAAUAUGAAGCUUUAUUCUCGAUGGUUCAAGGGCUGGGUAAGCAGGAGGUCGGUGAAGACCAGGAACAUCACAUAAGCGAAGGCAAUGGGUUUCACAUCAAAACCGAAUUCAACAAUGAGUUUGAUGCUUCCACUCAAGGGUUCAUGGUACAGCACCCUGCUCCAAUGAUUGCUGAGGCAGAUAUUAACUACGAUAUUAAGCCGCCGGAGAUGACCGCCAAACUGAAGCAAGAACCCAGUCCAGUAGAGGACCCUGACGACAACGUUAGUCUUCAGAUGUCCGAGAGCACCAACGGCGAAGUGAUCAAUCCCAAUUCAACCACGCUGGAAAGCGAGAACAUCACGACACUGAUUUGUGCGGACUAUUUUGCGGAUGAGGUUUGCCGAGUGAUUGGGCUCUGCUCCAGCAAGUGGGGCUUCCUGGAACAAGAAUGUACCUUCCUGCUAGUGGAACGUUUGCAGCGUUACUUUGGCGGCCACCGGAAGCCAGAGUCGAUCGACUACCAUUGGCUGUCACGUAUUUUGCGGGGUUUGUGGUCGGUCGGUGAGUUUGCCUUCCGUGAGCUGAUACCGUAUUUGGAAAAAAUAGAACCGGAUGUCGUUCCGGAAUUUGUGUACCCACAUUUCAAUAAUGCUGGAUUGUUUCUUCGUGGUAGAAGUGAUAUCUUCCUCUAUGAAUAUCUUUACGAAAUAUGCGGAAACGGUUUGAUGCCGUUCAUAUUUCAGUAUGAACAUCAUAUUGAAGGCAAAUAUCAAAAGUAUCAUCGUUUGCGCGAGAAAGCCAACCAGAACAAGCAAUGCUACAAAAUUUCGCCGAAAGUACUGCUCAACGUUCAUCCCAAACCCUGCCAUCUGAAGCCCCCGCCGACGAUUCACGAUUUCUUCCCCGAUCGAAACGAGAAGCAAUUUCCGCAGCUCAACCAAACCUUGACGUCACGAUUUAACUUUCGAUUUGCCGGUUGCCGUCCCGUGGCAUUGAACUCGAAUAAAACUCGUAUCAGUGGCACGGGCCGGUCAGUUUCUUUAUACGGCAUGGGCGUGCAAGAGAAUCAUGAACACGGGGUUGCACAUCAACAUUCAUCGUUGAGGCAAAACGAUGGUUUGCUGCGAAGUUUCCAGACGAAAGUAGUCAUCGCUAGGAGGAGACUGCUUCGUCCGGACACAAACCAGUGCGGCCCGCGGCGAGUAUAUUGCUAUGGUUCUACGAACUUGUAGGCCUGCUCCACAAUCGCAGUGAAGCGUUUGCGAAAAUUCGAAUAAAUAUGCAACCGACAACAGCA
Armigeres subalbatus is the source of this 2711-nucleotide messenger RNA. RefSeq lists its product as uncharacterized. The transcript is spliced from 6 exons. NCBI's taxonomy places the organism in Eukaryota, Metazoa, Arthropoda, Insecta, Diptera, Culicidae. The record is from RefSeq and is a predicted model, not a curated record. Bases 154 to 2646 code for a protein of 830 amino acids.